Molecule: messenger RNA, 1634 nt
Organism: Alosa alosa (allis shad)
Lineage: Eukaryota; Metazoa; Chordata; Actinopteri; Clupeiformes; Clupeidae
Product: coiled-coil domain-containing protein 120-like
Source: RefSeq, a predicted model, not a curated record
GCGGUGUGAGCUGCAGGAGAGGAAGCAGAUGCUGCAGACCGCCCUGUCCAGCAGGCUGGGGGAACUACGGCGGGUCUGCUUACUGGAGGCAGAGCUGACAGGGAAGCUGCCGCGAGAUUUUCCUCUGGAGCCUGGAGAGCGACCGCCCCUCAUCCAGCGCCGAGCACACACACACACACAGGAUGACCCCUGUCAGAGGCGUCAGAUGAAGACUCUGUUUGGUGGAGCUCUGUGCAGGAGUGUUGAGUCCGACAAGAACACUCUGCAGGGCAAGAGGACCGUUCAUCGUGGCUGCCAUACAGAGGAAACACUGAAGUCUGAGAGCAGCUCCAUGUCAGACUCAACGUCACAAGACAACGAGUCGUCCCCGAGUGUGGCGCCCGAGCAGCGGUCACUAUCUCACCCCUCUCAAUCCCCGGGCAGCCCCGGCCUGACGAUCACCAGGAAGCUCUCACCUGAGAUCUACUACGAGAUGAGGACCAGACGCAACUCCACCUCCAGCUCUGUCAGUCCCAGUCACUCUCUCCCCAGAAGUGCGUCCAAUGUGGAAGGCCGCAGUGUUCCAGCCACACCCCUCCUGUCCCGCACUGCUCCAAUCAGCAUUCACGUCAGGCCGGACGUGUGCGGUGGCAUUGCCCUGAAGCAGUGGUGUGGCAGCCCGGGACGCCUCACUUCGCCCGCUGGUGUCUCUGGAGGGUUCUAUGCCGAACGCCGCAGCUGUCCCAGACGGCUCAAGGCCGCCCAGUGCAACAGCUCGGAGGCGCUGCUGGACCGCUCCAGCCAGCCGGACCCCCGCAUGCCUCCGCGCGGCGCCGGACCCUACAAAAGUUCGAAGGCUGGACGGAUCUGCAAGCUCGUCAGUACCGGGCAGCCCCCCGCCAGGCCCCGGGGGCGACGCUGGCCUCCGUGGGGGUCGGCCGUCCGCCGGCUACAGCGAGAUCCUGCUGGACUACAUCUGGGAAAGGCGCCAUCCAAUCUGGCCCACAUGCCUGCCGGAUCGGGUCAAGCCAAGAUUGGCCGGAGGGCUGCCCCCCACUUUAACGGCCUGUCCCUCUCCCAGCAGCAGCUGGCCGCCCCUCUGCUACAGUCCCCUGCUGCUGCCCCCCCCCCCCCAAGACCCCAGCCCCCGCGGGGCAAAGGUCACGCCGCGACCAAGUCCCAGUGGCCAUUCCUGGCGGAAAGCCCCACCUGCUCUCGUGACGCCACGCUGAGCCUCCCACAAAGCGCCAUCCGAGGGCCUCCGGACUGGUACCGCCACGCCCACACACCCACACAGGCUCCGCCCACCCAGGGGGAGGGACUCUUCCCACCACUGACCAUCGGCUCCCACAGAACACACACACACACACACAUGACCCAGUCCGCCUCCUUCCACGGCUACCCGCUGCAGGCCAGGGCUGUGGAGCUGUCCCGGUUCCCUGAGCCGUUUCCCUCUCAGCUGCAGGAGGGGGCCCUGGCAGACCCCCCUUCAGACCCCCCCACCGGAACCCUGGUCUAAGAGAUCCCCCCCCCAGAUACACUGUUACCCCUGGUCUACCCCCAGAUACACUGUUACCCUGGUCUACCCUCCCCCCUCCCCCCCAGAUACACUGUUACCCUGGUCUACCCCCCCAAAUACACUGUUACCCUGGUCU